AUGAAAGAGCUUCUUGACAACAUGGCUUUGAAUGCCAUGAAUCCAAUGGAUAAACUUUAUCACGUUUUCUUCCUUAUAUUUAGUUUAUUAUUUACAGGAGUAAUCGCAUCCUCAGAUUAUCACGAGCAACUUCUUCUACGACCCCUUCAUCCUUCAUCGCUACUAGCUUCAUUCAACUUCCAAAGCAACACAAGCCUCGAAUCAUUCGAACAACAGAAUUUUCGCUAUUUUCCAAGAUCAUUGGGGCAAAUUCUUCAGUAUGCCAAUACACGAGAAUUACAUUUGAGGUUUAGCCUUGGUAGAUGGGAUGCUGAAAACUGGGGUGCAAGGCCAUGGGGAGGCACAAGGGAAGGCGGAACAGGUGUAGAGCUUUGGGCUUGGGUAGAAGCAACCACUGAUGAGGAGGCUGAUGGUCGCUGGUUAACCUUGACCAAUGCAUUGUCUGGCCUUUUCUGUGCUUCUCUUAACUUUAUCGAUUCCACAAGAACAACGAGACCUGUCUUAUCAUUUCAACCAGUUAACGAUCACUCAAAUUCCACAUUAGCGAACCUACACUUACUGCAUGGAACUCUGCCUCGAGAAGUUGUCUGCACAGAAAAUCUGACGCCUUUCUUAAAACUCCUGCCCUGUAAAGGCAAGGCUGGUAUUUCGAGCUUACUCGAUGGACAUAAGCUAUUUGAUGCUUCAUGGCAGAGCAUGUCGAUUGAUGUGCAACCUAUAUGCACAAGCGUUUCAAAUCCAGGCGCCCCGAGAGAUAAUCCAAUUCCACGGCCCGUACCAUUUGAAGAUUUGAAAUGCGAUACAUCCAAAACAUACCAUGCCGACGAUACUUGCUUCCCUCUAGAUAAUGCCGCUGAAGAGGAGGAUUGGAGUUUAUCACAAAUUUUUGGUCAUUCGAUGAAGGGUUCUUGUCCAUUAGCCGAUAAUAUUGAAGACUCCGUUUGCAUAAAUGUUCCUCAUGCCCGCAAUGUCUUCACCUCUGGAGGAGCAGUUGAGCACAAAGACCCCUCUGGAUACAGCCGAUGUUUUCGAAUACAACAAGAUAGCGACUUUGAGAUGGAACGAGGUGGUGUACAGGCCAUACUUACAAAUCCUUCGCCAACAGAUGCAGUUGAUUUUGUAUAUAUGGAGUCGCUCCCUUGGUUUAUGAAGGUUUAUCUCCAUACUUUAAAGGCCGAUACUAACGGCUUGUACGGAGAUGUCAUACAAGAGAUGUUCUAUCGUCCAGCCCUAGAUCGCAAAAGAGGGACUCAAUUAGAAGUGCGGAUGCGCAUUCCAGCGGAUUCUACAGUUAUUUUGACCUAUGACUUUGAAAAGGCCAUCCUUCGAUAUACAGAGUAUCCUCCUGACGCUAAUCGUGGGUUUGAUGUCGCUCCAGCCGUUAUCACCAUUGGAAAUGUUAGCAUUCGAACUACGAGUCUGUUGCUUCCACUUCCAACCCCGGAUUUCAGCAUGCCUUACAAUGUCAUUAUUCUUACCAGUACUGUAAUGGCCUUGGCAUUUGGAAGUGUUUUCAAUCUUCUAGUCAGAAGAUUCGUUGCUGCCGAUGAAGCUGAAAAUUGGGACAUCAAGGCUGCUAGGAUGCGUGUUUUAAUGGUUGUGCAAAAGAUACUGGCUCGGAUAACAGGAAAAGCGAAGUUUGGCAAGGAAGAAUAG
Botrytis porri is the source of this 1656-nucleotide messenger RNA. RefSeq lists its product as uncharacterized. Gene Ontology annotation, cellular component: GPI-anchor transamidase complex. NCBI's taxonomy places the organism in Eukaryota, Fungi, Ascomycota, Leotiomycetes, Helotiales, Sclerotiniaceae. The coding region runs from base 1 to 1656 and encodes 551 amino acids. The record is from RefSeq and is a predicted model, not a curated record. The transcript has 5 exons. Gene Ontology annotation, biological process: attachment of GPI anchor to protein.